Messenger RNA from Ctenopharyngodon idella (grass carp), 4723 nucleotides. It is a transcript of the gene myo1ha, whose product is annotated as myosin IHa. Gene Ontology annotation, molecular function: ATP binding; actin filament binding; microfilament motor activity. The record is from RefSeq and is a predicted model, not a curated record. Gene Ontology annotation, biological process: vesicle transport along actin filament; actin filament organization. Gene Ontology annotation, cellular component: microvillus; vesicle; myosin complex. Lineage: Eukaryota; Metazoa; Chordata; Actinopteri; Cypriniformes; Xenocyprididae.
UUGCUAUAUGAAAGUCAAAUAUCCAGGGUUCUAAAAAAAAAAAUGUGAAGAGGACAAAUUACAGGAAAUUUCUGAAAAAAAAGUAAGGACCACUGCAUGGAAAUCCUAAAAUAUCGUGCUUCUAAAAAUGCACAAUUUUAAUGCAUGCCUCAAAAGUUGAGAAAUACAUUUCUCUUUUCUCUUUACUGAAAUAUGCUGACAGACACUGAACUGAGGAAGGAACUAGAGCAAAUUCUGAUCAUUAGGGUUGAGGACUGUAGCUUUUGCAGAUAAAUUGCUCAAUUUUUGGGUAAACCUCUUCCUGAGUUCCAAAGAUUUAUAUGCAUUAAGGUGCUAGAUGAUUUUGGACAAUGUAGUAAAUUAAUUUACAUUUAUUCUGUUCAUUUACACAGGUCACACUUUCAGAUUUCUAAUGGAGAUUAGAUAUUGCCAUUGAUUAAACCUGCUUUAUUAUGGACAUUGGUUUUGGCUUUUGAAUAUUUCAGUGGAGUGAAAAACAUGCACUCUUUGCUGUCAUAAGUAUCUCUCAGAUCUCAAGUUGGAAGAUAUGGCUGCCUGAAGUGUAUUGACUGCUGACGUGUUCUGUGGAAGAAAUCCAAUCACAACAUGCAAUUUAAAUGGGUUUCUUAUAGCGAAAGCAAAGCUGUCAGUCAUAGGGACAGGAACAUGGUCUACUCAUUGCAGAUGAUAUCUCAUUACAAAAGCCUGUACAAUAGAGAACAGCAUUAUAAAGUACUUAGUUAAACAUCAGCAGGGGAUUAUGCGGUUGGAUGAUCGUGACUUAAUCAGAGACCUUAGACCCCGAUUCUCGGUCUCAGGCUCAACACGACAGCAAGUCUAUUAAUGAAAGGGUGAAGAGUCACUAGACUCUUUAGCUGAAGAAAUGCAUUAUUAUAGCCAAUUCCAUUUUAGUCCUCCGAUUUCUUCAUCUAUAACCAAUAUUUCACGAGAAAUGAGUCACUGAUUAUUGACUGAAACUGACUUUUUUUUUUUGGCAUGUUUUGCUGCUUUAAAAACUAAGCUUCUGAACCUUACGGAUUUAGAAUGACACAGUCCUAUAGACUUGGUCAGUGUAAACAAAUUGCAUUGUCAUGGUCAGUGUUGUGCUUGUCUGAUUGGCAGAAAGGAAAGGUUAAACUAGGUCAGUUGGACUUGGAGGGAGCCUUGAUUGCCAGAGACCAAGUUGGCAUCCAGGACUUUGUGCUUCUUGACGCCCACAACAGUGAAACAGCCUUCCUGGACAAUCUGAAAAAACGUUUCACAGAGGAUUUGAUAUACACUUACAUAGGUACUCUGCUGAUAUCUGUAAACCCAUACAAAGAGUUGGACAUCUAUACCAAGAAACAAAUGGACCUCUACAUGGGAGUGAACUUCUUUGAACUUCCCCCUCACAUUUAUGCAUUAGCAGACAAUGCCUACCACACCAUGCUAACAGAAGCCAACAACCACUUUAUUUUGAUAUCUGGGGAGAGCGGAGCAGGCAAAACUGAGGCCUCCAAGAAGAUCUUGCAGUACUAUGCAGUCAGCUGCCCUAGUUCCACCUUACUCGACACAGUGAGAGACCGCAUGCUCAUGUCCAACCCUGUACUAGAGGCUUUUGGAAAUGCAAAGACAAUGAAAAAUGACAACUCCAGCCGUUUUGGGAAGUAUAUGGACAUCCAGUUUGAUAGCCAGGGAGAUGCUGUUGGUGGCCACAUACUCAGCUACCUGCUGGAAAAGUCUAGAGUGGUUCACCAAAACCAUGGUGAGAGAAACUUUCAUAUCUUCUACCAGCUGGUGGAGGGAGGAGAGGAAGACCUACUGAGGCACCUGGGCUUGGAGAAGGACACUAAACGUUAUAGUUAUUUAGUGCAGGGAGAAUGUUCCAAUGUCAGCUCUAUUAAUGACAAGAACGACUGGAAAACUGUUAAAAAUGCAUUGUCGAUUAUUGACUUUGAUGCUAAUGACAUUGAGCACCUCUUUGGGAUCAUAGCUAGUGUGCUCCAUUUGGGGAAUGUGCACUUUGAUGGAGACACCAAAGGUUAUGCUACUCUAAACUCUAAUGCAGCUCUGCGCUGGGUAUCCAAGCUGUUAGGGGUCCAUGUUCAGGUCCUUCAUGAAGCUCUUACAUUCAGAAAGAUUGAAGCCAAAUCAGAGGAGGUCUUGAGUCCAUUCACUGUUGAUCAUGCUAUCUAUGCCAGAGAUGCCCUGGCCAAAGCCAUCUAUGGUCGUGCUUUCACAUGGCUGGUCAACCGAAUCAAUGAGUCUCUGGAGAAUAAAGAUUCUAACAGGAAGACAGUCAUUGGAUUGUUAGACAUCUAUGGAUUUGAGGUAUUCACUGUUAACAGUUUUGAGCAGUUUUGCAUAAACUACUGUAAUGAGAAGCUACAGCAGCUCUUCAUUCAAUUGACGCUGAAGUCUGAACAAGAGGAAUAUGAAGCGGAAGGAAUUGGGUGGGAGCCGGUGCAGUUCUUCAACAAUAAAAUCAUCUGUGACCUGGUGGAGGAGAAGCACAGAGGAAUUAUCUCUGUGCUGGAUGAGGAGUGUGUGAGGCCAGGCGAUGCCACGGAUCUCACUUUUCUUGAGAAACUUGAAGAGAAAAUGGGCAAUCAUCCCCACUUUGUAACGCAUAAACUGGCUGAUAAGAAGACCCGCAAGUCUCUGGAGAGAGGAGAUUUUCGUCUUCUUCAUUAUGCAGGGGAGGUGACCUACUGCGUUGUGGGGUUCAUUGACAAAAACAAUGAUCUUUUGUACAAGAACAUCAAAGACGUGAUGCGCCUGUCAAAGAACCCAAUAAUACAGCAGUGCUUUCCAGCCACUGAAGGAGACAGCAGGAGAAGACCUGAGACAGUGGCCACUCAGUUUAAGAACAGUCUUCUGCAGCUGACGGAGAUUCUGACAGCCAAGGAGGCGUGGUACGUGCGCUGCCUCAAGUCCAAUGACAAUAAACAGCCAGGCAAGUUUGAUGAAGUUCUGGUCAGACACCAGGUGAAAUAUCUGGGGUUAAUGGAGCACCUGAGGGUCAGACGAGCUGGAUUUGCAUAUCGGCGUAGAUACGAGGUUUUUCUACAGAGGUAUAAAGCACUUUGUCCUGCCACUUGGCCCCACUGGAGAGGUGUACCUGCAGAUGGGGUGGAAACCCUGGUGCAACAUCUAGGCUACCAGUCUGAUGAGUAUAAAAUGGGCAGGACAAAGAUAUUUAUACGAUAUGCCAGGACACUUUUUGCCAUAGAAGAUGCCUUUGAAAUCUGCAAACAUGAACUGGCUACAAGAAUACAGGCCAAAUACAAAGGCUACAGAGCCAAAGGAGAGUUUCGAAAACAGAAAGAGGCUGCUACAAAAAUUGAGUCGUGUUGGAGAGGAGCGCAGGCACGCAAAGAGAGAGAACGCAGAGCCUGGGCUGUCAAAGUAAUUAAAAAGUUUAUUAAGGGCUAUAUGACAAGACGUGAUGCAAAAACUACUGACAACUCUGAAUACCUGGCCUUCGUCCGACAGAGCUACCUGAAUAGACUCAAAGACAAGUUACCAAAGACCGUCCUGGACAAGACCACAUGGCUGACACCUCCCCCAGUCAUGACAGAGACCUCAGAGAUUCUGCGACAGCUGCACACACGUAUGAUGGUGAGGAAGUAUGUGCGGGGAAUUACGCCACAGAAAAAAGCACAGCUGCAACAAAAAGUAGUAACCAGUGCCAUCUUUAAGGGAAAGAAGGAUAGCUAUCCUCCGAGCAUCGCUGUUCCUUUUGCGGACACUAGAAUCAAUGAACAAGAUAUCAAUAUGAGGGUUCUUCAGACUAUACGACAUGAACGUAUCAAGUACAGCGUUCCUGUGGUGAAGUAUGACAGGAAUGGAUUUAAACCCAGACAAAGGCAACUUAUUCUCACUCAGGCUGCUGUAUACCUGGUAGAAGAGGCUAAGAUCAAACAGAGAGUGGACUAUGUUUCUCUAAAAGGUGCUUCUGUCAGUAAUCUGGGUGACUCUGUUAUGAUCCUUCAUGUUGCUUUCAAUGAUCCAAAACAGAAGGGGGACAUGGUACUUCAGUGUGACCACCUGUUUGAAGCUUUGACCAAACUGGCUAUGAUUGCCAACAAGCAAAAUAACAUCAAGGUGGUUCAAGGAAGCAUAAAGUUUGAGAUCCAGGCAGGAAAGGAGAGUGGUGUGGACUUCAGCACUGGCCAAGAUCCUAUGAUUUAUAAAGGCAAAAAUGGUCAUCUGAUGGUGGUGGCUCCACGGAUCAAGUCUCGAUGAUCUGAAGGAGGUCACCAUGUCCCUGUAUAUUUCAUGAGGGAAAUCCUUAUGGAACACGAUGUCUUUCUCCACCUACCAAAAUGUGAUACACAACACACACACACCACUAAGAGCUCAUUAUAUGGAGAUUCAAAGAAGCACUUAUCACAAAUGGAAAAUUACAGCUACAGGGAAAAGAAAGCUAUUUUUGUCCAAAUUGUUUAGGUUACGGUUCUUGCGAUGACAUUUCUUGUAAAUUGAACAUUUUAUUUGGUAAUUUCCAUGCUUUGUUGUUGAGCCAUAUUUAUAAUAUUGUUUUAUACCUAUACAUACAAACCACAGAAAUAAAAGAUGAACAAAUGCACAGUUUGGGUCUACAAAAUUUGUAGAAAUCUUUAUUUGUGAUAACAUGUGUAUAAAUAAUUUUUAUGUAAAACCUUUUUUAUUCAUGUGCACGUCUGUACAAACUUCUCUACAGUAUUACAGAUUUCAUAGUUUUUUUUUUUUUUUUUUUAAA